UCCCGCCCCCAAUCAGCGCCUCCGACGGAGACGGCGUCAUUUCCGGCGGCUGUAGGGCUAGGCUGAUCGGAUCCGUCCGGAGGAAGCGGUUCGGCCAUCUUGGAUGGUGUAGUAGCAGCACGGAGGGGGCAGAGCGGUCCAUCCGGGGAGGAAGAGACACCGGCGACCGCCCCCAGAUGUUCAGGGAAGCCCGAGGAGCCACCCGGGCUCGGCGUACAGCGACAGCGGCCUAGGCUUGCCUCCCGGCCCGGGAGAGUGUGUGAGCCUCGCCCCUGGAAGCCUCACACCGGGGCCUGUGUGACUGGCUGCGCUGUGUCCAUAGAGGAUGAUGUGAGCUCCGUCCUCCCCGCUGUGUGUAGAGAAUGAGCCCCCUGGAGGCCACAAGGUGUCAGCUGCGGUGAGAACCCCCCCACAGUCCUUCCAGCCAAUCACCGGGGAUCUGAUCUGUAACCACUAUCCUUCGUCUAUCACCGGCCACCACAAGGGAACACCACCAUGUCCACCAGAACCCCACUGCCCACCGUCAACGAGCGCGACACCGAAAACCAUACGUCUCAUGGAGAUGGACGACAAGAUGUCCCUACCCGUCCUAGCCGUUCUGGAGCUCGAAAUAGGAAUUCCAUCGCCUCCUGUGCGGACGAGCAGCCCCACAUUGGCAACUACAGGCUGCUUAAAACCAUCGGCAAAGGCAACUUUGCUAAAGUGAAAUUGGCUCGGCAUAUCCUCACUGGCAGAGAGGUGGCAAUAAAAAUAAUUGAUAAAACACAGUUAAAUCCAACUAGUCUGCAAAAGCUAUUCAGGGAAGUACGAAUAAUGAAGAUUUUAAAUCAUCCUAAUAUAGUUAAAUUAUUUGAAGUUAUUGAAACUGAGAAAACGCUCUACUUGAUAAUGGAAUAUGCGAGUGGCGGGGAAGUGUUUGACUAUUUGGUAGCACAUGGAAGAAUGAAGGAAAAGGAAGCAAGAUCCAAAUUCCGGCAGAUCGUGUCUGCAGUGCAGUACUGUCAUCAAAAACACAUUGUUCAUAGGGAUCUCAAGGCAGAAAACCUUUUACUGGAUGCAGAUAUGAACAUUAAAAUAGCAGACUUUGGGUUUAGUAACGAGUUUACUGUUGGAAAUAAACUGGACACUUUUUGUGGGAGCCCGCCCUACGCUGCCCCGGAGCUCUUCCAGGGGAAGAAGUACGAUGGGCCCGAGGUGGAUGUCUGGAGCUUAGGAGUUAUUCUUUACACUUUAGUCAGUGGAUCUUUACCCUUUGAUGGACAAAAUUUAAAGGAAUUAAGGGAAAGAGUACUACGAGGGAAAUACCGAAUUCCCUUCUACAUGUCAACAGACUGUGAAAAUCUUCUCAAGCGGUUCCUGGUGCUAAACCCAACCAAAAGGGGCACUCUAGAGCAAAUAAUGAAGGACAGAUGGAUCAAUGCAGGGCACGAAGAGGAAGAACUGAAACCAUUCAUUGAGCCAGAGCUUGAUAUUUCAGACCAGAAACGAAUAGACAUAAUGAUAGGAAUGGGAUAUUCAAAGGAGGAAAUUCAAGAAUCCCUCAGCAAAAUGAAAUACGACGAGAUAACGGCUACCUACCUGUUACUUGGAAGAAAAUCCUCUGAGUUGGAUGCCAGUGACUCCAGCUCUAGUAGUAACUUGUCACUGGCUAAAGUAAGACCGAGCAGCGAUCUCAAUAAUAGCACUGGACAAUCCCCUCAUCACAAGGUGCAGAGAAGUAUCUCUUCCAGCCAGAAACAGAGACGGUACAGUGACCACGCUGGGCCUGCCAUCCCUGCAGUCACAGUUUACCCAAAACGAAGCCAGACGAGCACCACAGAUAACGAUCUAAAAGAAGAGGGGGUACAGUCUCGAAAGUCAAGUAGCAGCGCAGUCAGCGGAAGGGGUGUGACCCCUCCUAGCCCGAUGCUUGGAAACGCAAACAAUCCUAAUAAAGCAGAUAUCCCUGACAGAAAGAAGAGUUCUGUUGUCCCCAGUGUAAGUAUAAAAAGUAAUUCUACAUCUGGAGGAAUGACCCGUCGGAAUACUUACGUUUGCAGCGAGCGUGCUUCAACUGACCGGCACUCUGUCAUUCAAAACGGCAAAGAGAACAGCCUGACAGGAAUUUUCACUUAUGCAACUAGUCCUGCCUCAGUAUUCGCCAUAUCUUCCAUCUUUGCUCGGCUGCGGCAUCCGAAAUCAAUGUCCAUGUCAGCCUCCAGGCAUUCGGAGAUGUUACCGUCAAUUGCCAGUGAAGCGGAUAACUUCGAGGCUGUCACAAUGCCUGAUCAGAGGACAUCUGUAGCAUCAACGCACAGCAUAACAAGCACCACUACUCCAGACCGUAUGCGAUUUCCCAGGGGAACCGCCAGCCGAAGCACUUUCCAUGGUCAGCUCCGCGAGCGACGCACUGCUACCUAUAACGGACCACCCGCCUCGCCCAGUUUAUCUCACGAAGCCACACCCCUGUCACAGACUCGAAGUAGAGGCUCCACUAAUCUAUUUAGUAAAUUAACUUCAAAAUUAACAAGAAGAAACAUGUCAUUCAGAUUUAUAAAAAGGCUCCCAUCUGAAACUGAGAGAAACGGGAGGUAUGAGGGCUCAAGUCGUAACGUGUCAGGGGACCAGAAAGAUGAGAACAAAGAAUCCAAGCCACGGUCUCUACGUUUUACGUGGAGCAUGAAAACCACCAGUUCCAUGGAUCCCAACGACAUGAUGCGUGAGAUCCGCAAGGUUCUAGAUGCCAACAACUGCGACUACGAGCAGCGAGAGCGAUUCUUGCUUUUCUGCGUCCACGGGGAUGGCCAUGCCGAAAAUCUCGUCCAGUGGGAGAUGGAAGUGUGCAAGUUGCCGAGACUGUCUCUGAACGGUGUCCGCUUUAAGCGGAUAUCUGGAACCUCCAUAGCUUUCAAAAACAUUGCUUCCAAAAUUGCCAAUGAGUUAAAACUGUAAAGAAGGAAACAUAACUAGGCAGGAAGGAGAACAAUCAUUGUAAAAUACGUAGCAAUUUGAGGUGUUUUUUUCCCUGAGAACACUGGUUUAAUGUAUAGAAUUAUUUAGGCAAUAAUUCCUGCAUCUCCUGAAAUUAUGAUAAAAAAAGGAACAAGCUGCUGGAACGGGAGGGAGAGUUGGACUUUUUUUUUAUUUUAUAUAAAUAUAUAUAUAAGUGCACUACAGCAUUAAAAGUUGCCUAAUAUGUAAAUUAUUUACUUUUGGCUUUUUUCCUGUGCUCUGUUCAUUGCGAUAUGUUAUCCAUCUAAUAUAUUUCCUUAUUGAUAUCCAUUCUGUAUGCGUGUGCAAGUAUGGAUGUUCCAUUUGCACUAAGCACACAGUAUUGUGUUUAAAAAGAAAAAAAAAUGAUGGCUGUUAUUAAACAGACCUAUUGUACCACCCCCCACCCUCCCUUUUUCUGUUUUUUUUUUCACAUGAUCAUGUUUCAGAAAAAAAAAAACGGUUAUUUUAUUUUGGGUUUUUUUUUUUUUUUUUUGUUACAAAGAUUUUUUUUUAGACAAAGUGUUAAUUUUCACAUGUUCUAUUCUGACAGUAUUUUCCUUGUCUGAUUUUGAGACGGUAAAAAAAAAAAAAAAAAGUUUAGUGACCUAAGGUAUGAGAAUUGUAAUUGAAUAGGAGUGAGAUGACCAGCAAUUAAAUGGUGUCCCUGCUGAA
Messenger RNA from Rana temporaria (common frog), 3645 nucleotides. It is a transcript of the gene MARK3, whose product is annotated as microtubule affinity regulating kinase 3. The transcript is spliced from 19 exons. Gene Ontology annotation, cellular component: plasma membrane; cytoplasm. NCBI's taxonomy places the organism in Eukaryota, Metazoa, Chordata, Amphibia, Anura, Ranidae. Gene Ontology annotation, molecular function: ATP binding; protein serine/threonine kinase activity. The record is from RefSeq and is a predicted model, not a curated record. The coding region runs from base 496 to 2931 and encodes 811 amino acids. Gene Ontology annotation, biological process: intracellular signal transduction; protein phosphorylation.